CCAGAGCCCUCCAACACCACCUCUUUUCACUAUUGCAAAAUUGUAAAACCAUCAAACACCUAUCCCAAAUCCACACUCAAGUUAUCAUCAAUGGCUUUUCUCAGACAAACUUCAUUCUUGUCAACCUAUUAUCCUUCUACAUCACCUCUGGUAAUCUCAAAAGUGCAUCCCAAGUUUUUGAACAAGUCCAAAGUCCCAGCACCAAUGUUUGGAACCAAAUUAUCAGAGGCCAUGGCCGAAGCGAAAAACCGUGUAAAUCGGUGGAGUUGUUCAAUAUAAUGGGGAAAUCAGAAGCUUUGCCUGAUGGGUAUUCGUAUUCUUAUGUUAUUAAUGGUUGUACAAAAGGGGGCUUGUUGAGUGAAGGUCAAAUGGUUCAUGGGAAGGUUUUGAAACAUGGAUUCUGCUCAAAUGUGUUUGUUCAGACUAAUUUGUUGAAUUUGUACUCUUCUUGUGGAGGCGUGGAUGGCGUUAGUAAUGCGCGGUAUGUGUUUGAUGAAAUGGGUGAGAGAAGCAUUGUGACUUGGAAUUCAUUGCUUUUGGGGUUUUUUAGGUGCGGGGAUGUUGAUGGGGCACGUCAAAUAUUUGGUGAGAUGCCGGAGAGAAAUGUGGUUUCUUGGACGACCAUGAUUGAUGGAUGUUUGGGAAAUGGGAGGUGUAGGCAAGCAUUGGCUCUGUUUCAUCAGAUGCGCAGGGCCCAAGUGGAACCUGAUCAGGUUACCUUGGUGGUGCUGCUCUCAGCAUGUGCUGAAUUGGGUGAUUUAAAUUUGGGGAGAUGGAUUCAUCGGUAUAGCUUUGAGAUUCUGAGCGAUGGAAAACAGCCAAAGCUGCUCUCAUUGAACAAUGCGUUGAUUCAUAUGUAUGCUAGCUGUGGUGUAACGAAUGAAGCUUAUAGAGUAUUCAAAGAGAUGCGACAGAAAACAACAGUUUCUUGGACUAGUAUGAUCACAGGCUUUGCAAAACAGGGGUAUGCAAAAGAGGCUCUUAAAUUAUUCCACGAAAUGGAUAGGUUGAGAGAAAGCAAUGUUAAACCUGAUGAAAUGACAUUCUUGGGUGUGUUGUCUGCUUGCAGCCACACUGGUCAUGUUGACCAGGGAUGGCUCUAUUUCUGCAGUAUGAGUCAAACAUGGGGUGUUGAACCAAGGGUUGAACAUUACGGGUGCAUGGUUGAUAUCUUGAGUCGAGCUGGAUUAUUAGAUGAAGCAGUUGAGCUUGUUAGGACUAUGCCUAUGAAACCAAAUGAUGUAGUCUGGGGUGCUCUUCUUGGUGGCUGUAGGAUUUAUAAAAAUGUGAAACUUGCUUCUCAUGUGGAUAAAAUGUUGGACAUGGAGCUUGAACCUGACAGAGCUGCAGGGUAUUGCAUGCUCUUGUCAGAUGUAUAUUCUACCGCUAGAAGGUGGCAGGAAGCACAUACUGUAAAACAGAAGAUAGUAGAGAUGGGAGUGAGAAAGCCUUCAGGUCGAAGUUGGGUUCAGAUAAAUGGAGUCCUUCAUGAUUUUGUGGUCAAUGACAGAACGCACAAGCAUUCACAUUUGAUCUAUGAUAUGCUUGGUUUGAUAAGGAAAGAAAUGAACUUGCAUGGUUACUAGACGAGCACUACAGAACUCUCUCCUGGACAUUAUCAGAAUCAGGACAAUCAAUAACUGACGUUGGCUUGGACUGCAUUUACACAAUCAGCUCUGAAUUUUGAGUUGCAUCUUUGUCUCACCUUGCCAAUCAUCAACACAAUUUUUCAGAAGUUUUUGCAUUUUAGGGUGACCGUGAAUUCCCUAUUGGGUGCUAGGAAGUUGUGUCUCCAUCACCUAAUUUUGCAUCAAAACCUUGGAAGAGAACUUAAGUGUCACCUUCAGCACCCUCAUAGCAGCAAAGCUUUGACAAAACAACUAUGGAAUCAGUGGAGAAUAUAGGUGUCUAACUGCAAGGAUUUUGAACUUUUAGGAACAACUGGCUGCAACUGUCCCUGUUCCGAAGGUGCAUAGUCUCCUUAAACCUGCCAAGACGUUCAUAUACUGAUUGCUAAGAACCAGGUGCGUGAGGAAUGGAGUAUCUAAGAGAUAUAUUUCUCCCUGAAUUAUUUCUACAAGAGUGAUUUCUA
Messenger RNA from Coffea eugenioides, 2092 nucleotides. RefSeq names its product pentatricopeptide repeat-containing protein At5g48910-like. Bases 279 to 1586 code for a protein of 435 amino acids. The record is from RefSeq and is a predicted model, not a curated record. NCBI's taxonomy places the organism in Eukaryota, Viridiplantae, Streptophyta, Magnoliopsida, Gentianales, Rubiaceae. Gene Ontology annotation, molecular function: RNA binding; protein binding. Gene Ontology annotation, biological process: RNA modification. The transcript has 2 exons.